AAAAUAAAUCAACCUCAACAUAUGAAAUAAUAUUAAUAAUGAUAAAACAUACCUGUUAAACUAAUAUUAAAGAGCCAUGCUAAAAUAACACGGAUAAAAAAAAGCAAAGUAAGGCGGUGUGCUCUUCCUCUCCUCCCAGCAGCAGCAGCUGCCCGCUGGGCGUCACUGAGACGUCCCACAGUGACAGCAGCAAUGCUUCCAGGGUGUUCCUCCGUCAGCACAAGCAGCCGGACUCUGACCCGCACCUUUGGACUCGACCUGCAGCUCAGCUCAGUCUGUCUGUGAGACCCACUGCGGUGAGACAUGAAGAGGAGACUCCUGCUGGUGUCCAACUCCACCCUGCACGGCAGCGGCUACCUGGACCACUGUCAGCAGCACAUCUCCAGCUUCUUUGGAAAGAAUGUGAAGAGAGUGCUGUUCGUUCCCUAUGCCCUCCACGACAGAGACGCCUACACAAAGACGGCCAGGAACAAGUUCAAGACUUUAGGUUACGAAGUUGACGGCAUCCAUGAGGCCACAGACCCCGUGGAGGCCGUCCGGAAAGCCGAGGGCAUUUUUAUCGGCGGAGGCAACACUUUCCGGCUGCUCAAGAGCCUUUACGACAACAACGUGGUGGCUGAGAUCAGGAAGAGAGUCAUGGAGGAUGGGGUCCCGUACAUGGGUUCCAGCGCCGGCACCAACGUGGCGACCAUCAGCAUUAACACCACCAAUGACAUGCCCAUCGUUUUCCCUCCAACCUUCUCCGCCAUCGGCCUCGUCCCCUUCAACAUCAACCCUCACUACCUGGACCCCGACCCCAACAGCCGCCACAUGGGGGAGACCAGGGAGCAGAGGAUCACCCAGUACCACGAAGAACCCGACACUCCAUGCGUCCUGGGAUUGAGGGAAGGCUCCCUGUUGCUGGUGGAAGGCAACAAAGCCACUCUGUUGGGAAGUACAAAGGCCCGACUCUUCACCAGUGGGAAGCCUUCGGUGGAGUACGAUCCAGGCAGCGACCUCAGCUUCCUGCUGUCAGACGCACGUUGAAGUGGAAAAGAAGCAGGAAGUGGAGGGAUGCCACCAAACAAAAUAAAAACAUGAAGCAAGCAA
Fundulus heteroclitus (mummichog) is the source of this 1089-nucleotide messenger RNA. RefSeq names its product peptidase E. The transcript has 8 exons. NCBI's taxonomy places the organism in Eukaryota, Metazoa, Chordata, Actinopteri, Cyprinodontiformes, Fundulidae. Gene Ontology annotation, molecular function: serine-type peptidase activity. Bases 304 to 1026 code for a protein of 240 amino acids. The record is from RefSeq and is a predicted model, not a curated record. Gene Ontology annotation, biological process: proteolysis.